AUGUGUUUCUACCGCGCCACCGUGUACGAGUGCAAGCACAACGAACUCGGCAAGAAGGUUACAAUCUGCAAGUUGCAGAGAGACCUCCUCAAGUACACGGAAGAUAACGCCAAAACCACAUGCAUCGAGCGCCGUGUGCACUCCAUGAACUGCGUCCGGAAGGCUAGAGUGUGCGACAAGUGCCAGCGUCUCGACACCCUCAAAGGCCGCACGCAGGAAGCCUUGGACAGCUUGAAGGAAACCCUGAUAAAGGGCAAGUUUGUCGAUGACGAUUCCGAGGAGUGCAACACCAAAGCUCUCGAGGACUUUGAGGCUGUCGAAAUCCCCAAGAUUGGACUUGAGUCCUCUGACGACGAUAGCAUUGAAGCUCAUGAGACCUUUGAAGUCGUCGAGACUUCCAAGCUUGGUUUGAUCUCUGACGAACCCGAUGAUGAAGAUGCUAGUUCAUCGAAGGCAGAGACGUCUAUGGCCCCCGAGACCUCAGAGAUUCGGAAUACCUCCGAGGCUUCCAACGAAACGGUUGAAACUACUGACACAAGCAAGAACCUCGCCGAAGACGCCGAUACAGAGCCCCAUGACUGUUCGUUUUGA
Colletotrichum phormii is the source of this 591-nucleotide messenger RNA. RefSeq lists its product as uncharacterized. The transcript has a single exon. Lineage: Eukaryota; Fungi; Ascomycota; Sordariomycetes; Glomerellales; Glomerellaceae. The record is from RefSeq and is a predicted model, not a curated record. Bases 1 to 591 code for a protein of 196 amino acids.